Molecule: messenger RNA, 1512 nt
Organism: Chaetomium globosum CBS 148.51
Lineage: Eukaryota; Fungi; Ascomycota; Sordariomycetes; Sordariales; Chaetomiaceae
Exons: 2
Coding region: 1-1512 (503 amino acids)
Source: RefSeq, a predicted model, not a curated record
AUGUUGACUCAACUGACCGCAACUCAAAUGACCACACACCUCCUGGAUUGCAACGAGGACGUGCUGCGCCUGAUCCUGGACUACCUGUCACAAGAUGAUCUUUACAAAGUCUGUCUGGUCCAUCCGCAACUGCGCUAUCUCGCCGAGGCACCUCUCUACUCCACCAUCGAACUCUAUUAUGACGAGGAAAAAUACUCCUCGACGCGCCACCCCAUCACCUCACUUAUACGCACCCUAUUGCGUCGACCGGACCUUGCCACUCUCGUACGGUCUGUCUCGUGUUUGCCAGGUGAACACACGGGGGAGAUUCUAGAGGCUCAAAAUAUCCCCGUGUGUGAGACAGGCCUAAAAGAGGCCUUGUCCUUCGUGGAGAAGACUGGGCUACCAUACCGCGACACUUGGAUGGAAGAGCUACGCCAGGGCAACCUCGACGCCUACCUCGCCAUCCUAUUAUCGCAGUUACCGCGCCUCCGACGCUUGUAUCUCACCCACAAGUUCUCCCAAAAAACCGACCUCAUAACUCUCGUCUUACGAAGCAUGCUUUGCGAUUCCCACCCCAGUCAACCCAUACCCGGCAUCAACAGCACCAGCUUACACCAACUCCAAACCGUCUCCCUCGAACGCUUCCCCGGCCACUACCUGACCCCUAGCUCCCUAAACACAGAAAACAUCCUCCCCUUCUUCUACCUCCCAUCCAUCCAAAUCCUCGACCUCCCCAUCGACGACCCCCCCACCUCCACCCUCCCCUGGCCCACUCCCCAACCGCCCUCCGCCCUCAACCUCCACACCCUCGCCCUCCGCCACAUCCGCGAAGCCCACCUCGCCGCGCUCCUCACCGCCACCCCCCACCUCCACACCCUCAACUGGCAAUGGCGUUUCGACCCAGACAUCACCACCGACGCCGCCAACACGCCCACCGUCAACCUGACCCAACUCCUCCUCGCCCUCACCCCGCUCCACCCCACCCUCACCACGCUGCACAUCCACGCCUCCUGCCUCUACACCACCCAACCCUUCAUCCCCUUCCCCCUCUCCAUCCACGGCACCAUGGCCGCACUCGCCCACUUCGCCCACCUGCGCACCCUCACCAUCCCCCUCGUCUUCGUCACCGGCUUCGCCCUCCCCCUGCCCACCCACCCCCACCACACCCUCGCCCACUGCCUCCCGCCCAGUCUUGAGGUCCUGACCCUGACCGAUGACCUGUACGUGGAUAUCGAUACGAAGGAGCCGUGGGACGAGACGGGCCAUGCGGCGGCGGUGAGGGAUUGGUUGGCGUUGUUUGGCGGUGACAACGACCCAGAACUGCUGGAAAUGGUAGUGUUAAUGGUGCUGGUGGGAACGGGGUGCGGGGUGGUGAUCCCGAGGUUGCGGAGGCUGGGGUUGGUAAUGCGUGGGGAGGAUGAGGAGGUUUGUGAGGGGGAGCGGGAGGUGAGGAGUGAGAUGGGGGAGUUGGCGAGGCGGGUGGGGGUGGAGUUGUGGGUGAGGCGGGGGGGUUGGGAAGGGGGUGAGUGA